Molecule: messenger RNA, 1443 nt
Organism: Mastomys coucha (southern multimammate mouse)
Lineage: Eukaryota; Metazoa; Chordata; Mammalia; Rodentia; Muridae
Gene: Isg20
Product: interferon stimulated exonuclease gene 20
Exons: 4
Coding region: 670-1215 (181 amino acids)
Biological process (GO): defense response to virus; DNA catabolic process; RNA catabolic process
Cellular component (GO): nucleus
Molecular function (GO): nucleic acid binding; exonuclease activity
Source: RefSeq, a predicted model, not a curated record
GGAGACUGUAACCCAGGAGGAAGAACAGCCUGACUUGAGACCCUCUCAAGGUCUGCUGCUGUUUGUCAAACUCUCCCAGGUAGAGUCUCGGGCCCAAGGAGGCACUGAACUGGGAGAAGCCACCAAGGACUGGACCCUCCUCCUACCCAAACCCCUUGCUGUCCUUCCCAGUUCAUGGUACCAGUGUUUCAAGAACAGCUUGCUCUGUCCUCAGAAAACCUCACAGAGUAGCACACUGACAGCAGGUCCCAGAAGUUGUGGGACAUUCCCCAGGCUCCAAUCCCGGAGAUGUUUAUUCUCUGGGUGGAGUGUGAAAAAGCAAAGAAAGAUGUUGCAAUCCACUCUGUCCACGUCAGACACGUCAUCUGAAAAGGAGAAGGGCAGGGCCAGAGGAGGGACAGCCUGACGCAGCCAGCCCUGACUCAACCUGCCAGCCCCCUUACCUGCCAGCCUUGAAGAAAUGGAACAGCCCAGUCUCCUCCAAGGCCUGCCCCCACUCCUCAACUUCCCUUGAUAGUGAACCAGAAACUGAAACUAAAACAGGCUCGAGUUAGAGAUGAGUCAUUUCCCAAAGUGACUGAAGUAGCCGAGAAGUGACAACAGAGAGGCAGAAGAAGCCAGGGCACUGAGACAGGUGAGAGCAGGACUUUCUGAGGGUCGCCAAGGAGCAUGGCAGGCAGCCCAGAGGUGGUAGCCAUGGACUGUGAGAUGGUGGGGCUUGGGCCUCAAAGGGUAAGUGGCCUCGCCCGCUGCAGCAUCGUCAACUUCCAUGGCGCAGUCCUGUAUGACAAGUACAUUCAGCCUGAGGGAGAGAUCACGGAUUAUAGAACCCAAGUCAGUGGGAUCACGCCUCAGCACAUGGUGAGGGCCACACCAUUUGGUGAAGCCAGGCUAGAGAUCCUGCAGCUUCUGACAGGCAAGCUGGUGGUGGGCCAUGACCUGAAGCACGACUUCAAUGCCCUGAAGGAAGAUAUGAGCAAAUAUACCAUCUAUGACACGUCCACAGACAUGCUGCUAUGGCAGGAAGCCAAACUGCAGUACUACAACCGCGUGUCCCUGAGGCUGCUGUGUAAGCGCCUACUACACAGGAGCAUCCAGAACAACUGGCGGGGCCACUGCUCUGUGGAAGAUGCCAGGGCCACGAUGGAGCUCUACAAAAUCUCUCAGCGACUCAGAGCCCAGGGAGGGCUGUCCCGCCUGGGGACAUCAGACUGAACUUCAUCUUCAUCCAGGAUCAGAAGCUUCCACUCCUGAAGGACCAUAGUUUUCCAUGAGUGAGACCUGUUUCUAACAACAACAACAAGCACCACCAGCAGCUGCACAAAAUGUAAAACCAAGAACACUCCCACUACAGCAAUUCUCUGGGGGAAAAAAACCCAGCCCCCAACAACAACAAAAAACUUUAGUAAUAAAUGGCUUUGAUUUUUGACUUUGUCUAACCAA